GUUCCGUCCCACCCACAAUGCAACGAGGACAAACCCAGGGAAACAACCAACAACAAAAGAAAGGGCUGGUGCUGACAGCGGAGAACGAAUAUGACACAUAAAACAAAAAUACCAAAAUUAUAGCUACUUAUGUAAAUGAAACAGACUAACGUUGUACUAGAAAAUAGCUAGUAAGGCUGUCAGAUUUCUAAAGGGCUGUUUGUUUGGAAGGAAGAAAAACACUGACGUUAGCCCACCGCUGCUCGCCUUAAUGUAACAACGUCUAAAAGUUGAUCGGAUGAAAGAGUCAAGUGUGGGUGAGAAUCAGAGCAAGGCGCUGUAUGGUAUUUUUGUAUUUGUGUUUAUGGAAGAGAACUGACUUAAAACGUGUUAUUAUUCUUUGACAGAAAAGAUAGCUAGCAAGCUAUCUAACUUAACAGAACUAAAGGGUGGACGUCAGCAGCAAGCUAGUGAUAAGUUAGCCACGCGUCUGCUAAUGUUACCUCGAUAGCUAAACCUAGCAGUCAACUAAAUGCAUCUUAAAGCUACAUUGAUGGACACUUUUGAAUAAUAAAUGAUACCAUAUAGCGUUAACUAACUUGACAGCAUACCAAAAGAAAAGUUGUUUUAAUGCGUACCCUUGCACCGCAGAAAAGCUGAGGUUGUAUUCCCAAACCGAACAUUGGUGCUUAGCCUGUGGCUAGUGUUUAGUGAGCUGUAACUUAUACGGCAGAACACUGAAUAAUUCACUGAAGUAAAAUGAGCUCCGCAGAGCAGCCUAGUGCUGUCAACAAGGCCAACACUGACGACGAUGGCAUGUCUUGGUGGUACAGAUGGCUCUGCAAGAUCGCUGGUGUCAUCGGCGGAAUCUCCUGUGCUGUGGCAGGAGUGUGGAACUGUGUCACUGUCAACCCCCUGAACAUCGCAGCGGGUGUGUGGAUGGUAUUGAAUGCCUGUGUGCUGUUCCUGUGCGAGGUUCCUUUCUGCUGUCAGUUCAUUGAGUUUGCCAACGCCGUGGCAGCCCGAGCUGACCGGCUUAAACCCUGGCAGAAAGCAUUCUUCUACUGCGGGAUGGCACUGUUUCCCGUCUUUCUGAGUCUGUCUAUCACCACGUUAUUUGGGAACGCAAUCGCCUUUGCAACAGGAGUCCUGUAUGGCCUGGCUUCACUGGGGAAGAAGGGAGAUGCUGUGAGUUAUGCUCGACUCCAGCAUCAGAAACCGGGGGAUGAGGAGAAGCUAACAGGGACGACCGAUGGGGAGGCACAGUGACCCCCCCCCCCCCCCCCCCGCACACCAUCAUGUUGGGAACACAUCCCAAUGACCCCUCUCUCAGCUGCUGAUUCUAGAUCCUAAUGUAGAAUAGUACACUGGAUAGCUGCUCAUGUUGAUUCAGUCUCACGUCAGAACUGUUUCAUUUCCGUUACUGAUUUUAUUUCUUUUGCCGAAACACACCUUCUGUACUGCCUGGGAACUGUACUGGGGGAGGGUUCUUUUCUCAAGGGGUUUCAGUCGUAUCCAAAUGUGUGGUACUUAUGAGUGGGAAAAUAUGCUUUUUAAAUUAUGUUCUAUUUAACAUUGCUAUGCUUUUUUGUGUGCCUUUUUGAUUUAAUUUUUUUUUCAUUUUGAGGUUUUAUGAGGAAAAGGCUACUGUGUCUUUAACACAGAAUGUUUAUGUAUACUUCAGGUUGCUGGUAUUAUCCAAAGGUAUUGAAGAUGUUAUGGAAAAAGACAAUAUUAUUGACCAUGAUGUUUGUUUAAGCAAAGUCAUUGGAUGCUAUUGGGCAGGAAAUGUGAAUGAACAGUUUUGGUGAUUCAGCAAAAUAAUUCUUAAUGUAUUUAUUGUGACCAUGGCUUCCUGUACAGCAAGUGAUGGUACUUUUAAUUUAGUUUUUUUUUUCUUCUUGAAAAGACAAUGCAUGUUUGGGUAUUAAGGCAAAACGAAUAUAUACCUACAAUAUAUUAACCACAGGAACAAAAAAUAAGAGCUUUCUCAUUGCAUGGGUAAAAUCUUUGCUAAAUCUCUAUUUUGUGAACUUAUGUCCUACUUGAUACUUAACUCAAAGGCCAGUGGUGAAGCUGAAGUGUGGUUGUGGUUUUUUGUGUGGCAUAAUACAAACAAGAAUGGUUAAUUUUCUGCUAUGUAGUACCAAAAAUAUGCCUAAUCAUUUCCUGUUUUUUUCAUUCUUAAUCAGUCAGUCUGGGACAAUUUAUCCUUUACAGUGUGAUGUUGCUUGACUUGAAAGCCCCUCUCCAAGACUUUUGCCAGGCAAGAUUUCUAUGGUUUUUGAUUCAGGGACGUAUUUGUGUGUCUGGCAUGUGUAGUGGAAAAAUGUUUAAUCAUGGCCUAGUCCUCCAGGUUAUAAGGAGAAGAAGCAACAUGUGAACCUGGACAGACUAUGUCUUUACAUUGUCUGGAUGGCCAAUUGGUAGUGAAAUUAAAAUUUUGUCAGAGCUGAUAUUUUCAUUUUCUCUCCUGUAACAUUCCUCCUGUCAUGUUUGCACUGUAUACAGUAUUUAUUAGCCGGUAGUGGAGGUGUGUACAUGGCCACCUUUUACAGCAAAAUGGAUUCAAAAUAACAGUGACAAAGCAGCUGCUGGCACAACCCAUCUUUUUUUCUUUGGAUCACCAACCUAGUUCAGCUUUCAGCACUAAUAUCAAUAUCAGAAUGCUGGGCUGAAGGUUGCGCUGUAAACUGGAAUUCAUCAGGCACAUCCAUAAAUGGUGUUUGCAGGGUUAUUUUAAGAAGAAAAAUGCUUAUGACCCUUACAGUAAGGAUCAUUUAACGCACCAGCUUCUGUACAUACAUUACAUUCACCACCAGCAAACAGUAUACUGUAAAGUUACUGCAUAAUCUAUAUAGAAAAAGUGAUAUUUGACACCCAACAUACCAAGGUUGUAAAUAAAGUUAAAUGACUGACUGUAUAGACACUUUCUCUGUCUGACAAUGCCUGAUUACAGCUCUUCGAUGCUUUGGUGUGUUUGACCGCUGUGUUUAUUCCAUUAACACUAGUAUUCAGUGAAUGAAGACUGUUAGGCACUCUAGCAUCACAUGUCCAGUACCUUUUCAUUUCAACUAGUCAGAUGAAAUGCUUUUACAGGAAUGUGUACAUUGGUACUGCUAUACACAUAACUGUCUGUGAAUGGUUGGAGAGAUUAAAUGGUUGUUAUAUUUUAUCAGCAUUCUAAUUGGUCUAAACUCAAACUGUGGCCCAUUUGGACAAAUUAAUUAGGACUUUAAUCCAUUGUAAUGGAAUACAAUGUCCCACCCUCAACUUCUGUUUUUGUGUUCUGAGCCUUGGAUUGUUGUAAAGGGUGUGUGUGUACCAUCACAUAGUAAUGCUAUUUUGGUUUGGUUGUUUUUUUGUGCUUUGUUUUGGGAUAAUGAACUUGAAAAGCUAAUAAACAGUGCUUGUUUAUCAGUGUUUUGUUUUCCUAUAUGAAAAAUAAACACCUUUCUACAUGA
Messenger RNA from Anguilla anguilla (European eel), 3443 nucleotides. RefSeq names its product calcium channel flower domain containing 1 (gene cacfd1). NCBI's taxonomy places the organism in Eukaryota, Metazoa, Chordata, Actinopteri, Anguilliformes, Anguillidae. Gene Ontology annotation, cellular component: membrane. The record is from RefSeq and is a predicted model, not a curated record. Gene Ontology annotation, biological process: vesicle-mediated transport. The transcript has 5 exons. Bases 739 to 1248 code for a protein of 169 amino acids.